AUGCCGGAGCCCUCGUCUCCAACUGCCUUAACCUACCCCCACGUCCCUAACUCGGAAUGCGCGCGGCCGGCGCACACGCCGGCCCUGUCGCCCGCCGAGCUGGCCACGCCGUGGCCGCGCAGUCCCAGCCAGGACGCGCCUAUGCACCAUGCGCCCAUGGACGGACCAUCCAGCACAGAGCUGUACCACGUCGACCUCGACAACUGGUACCCGGCAUACGAGGCGUGUGUGCGAUUCUUCCUCGACGAGGGCCAGCACACGGGCGCCGUGCAAUCGCUCGCUGCCUUUCUCAACAUCCGCCUGCCGAGCCAGCGGGCAACAGACGCGAUCACAUGCUUCUCGCCGGCCGCGACACGCGUGUCGCUGCGCGCAUACAUCCGGCGGCUGGUGGUCACGGCGCACGACACGCCGGCCGUGCUGCGGGCGUUCUUCGGGUCGGAGUGGACGGCAGGCGUGGCGACGACAUGGCAGCAGGAGCGCAUCAAUUACCUGUUUACGGCCAAGAGCGGCGGGUGGGCGGCGACCAAGGCGGCGUACGACGAGCGCCCGGACGAGCAGACACCAUUCCUGCGGCCGCUGCGCGCGCCGACGGAGGAGGAGCUACGCAUGGCGGAAUCGCGGUGGAGUGAGUGGUUGGCGAUGGAAGAUUGGAUGGUGGGCCCGCGCAGUCCGUGGUAG
Molecule: messenger RNA, 678 nt
Organism: Aspergillus terreus NIH2624
Lineage: Eukaryota; Fungi; Ascomycota; Eurotiomycetes; Eurotiales; Aspergillaceae
Exons: 2
Coding region: 1-678 (225 amino acids)
Source: RefSeq, a predicted model, not a curated record